UUUCUCCGACAGAGUGGAGCAUCCUGCCGCCUCUUUCUCCCAUCUCAGCUGUCAUUACACCACCAUCAUCAUCAUCUCUCUCUAUAGGAGGAAACACCGCGAACAACCACCAAUUCUGGGUUACAGUGGCGACUAAAACAGGUAAGCAAAGCAAACACAGAGCAGAGAGAGAGAGAGAGAGAGAGAGAGGAGGAAGUUACCCAGCAGACAGACAGAGGAGUCAACGUAAAGGAGGAUAAGAUGGUCAGGGCUGGAGGUGUAUUGAAGUUGGCAGCACUCAUCUUUGCAUUCCUCCUGGCUGUGUUUCUGGCUUUCCAGCUGCUCGAGAUCAACAUGGACUUCAAGCUGGCCAGUGUGAUCUCGAGAGCCAUGCCGGCGAAUGAAGCCCCGACAAAACCAGUCAGGCAAAAGUGUGGGCUGUCCAAGUCGUGUCCAGCCGGACACUUCGCCUUCAGGUUGGCGAGUGGAGCGGCCAGUGUGGUGGGGCCCAGGUUCUGCCUGGAGGACAAGUUAAUCAUGAGCGCUGUGAAGAAUAACGUUGGGAGAGGACUGAACAUCGCCCUGAUUAAUGGGAAAACAGGGGAUGUUAUCAAGACAGACUUUUUUGAUAUGUGGGGAGGAGAGGUGGCUCCCUUUAUUAAAUUCCUGAAGGAAAUUGAAGACGGGACAGUCGUGAUGAUCGCCUCGUUUGACGAUCCCGCGACAAAACUCAACGAUGAAGCCAAGAAGCUGAUUGCCGAUCUGGGCAGCUCGUCUAUCAGUAAUUUGGGCUUCAGAGAUAACUGGGUCUUUGUAGGAGGGAAAGGCAUCAAGACCAAGAGUCCAUUUGAGCAGCAUAUAAAGAACAGCGCCGACACCAACAAAUUUGAAGGAUGGCCCGACGUGUUGGAGAUGGAGGGUUGCGUGCCUCGGAGGCAGGACUGAGCUGACGUCUCUUCUCGCUCCUCGUCCUCCUGACAUUCCUGUCCUCACGAGACUUUUUAGUGGUUACAUUUCUUUGGGCUGAGAAAGGUCAUUUCUUUUUACAGCUCUUUACCCACCAGAAUAAAGAAGUUAUUAGAAGGAAAGAGAAGCAGCUGUGAAACGUCAGCCCUGAGCAGGAAAGUGAAGCUCGGACCUUCUUCCGUUUGGAUACGUAGAUGCUUAUUGGGGUUUUGUUUGGAAGCAGUAGCUAGAGUGCAUUGAUUAAAAGGGACUUACCUUUGAUUAUUGGCAUACUAUGACACUUUCUACCCGUAAGGCCCGCAGAUUAUUGCACUGUUGUUGCUGGAACAGAUUUCUUCUGAUCAGAUUUGUUUCCAUUACCUGAUCCCUGCCUUAAUCUUAUUCCUUUUUUUUUUUUUUUUUUUUUAACCAACAUGCCUUUGUGAUUCCUUUUCUUCCUUUUCAGAGUUGCAUUUAUUUUGAGAAAAAUGAUUAUUAACAGGGUUUGAAGAUAUUUCUCAUCAUGAUACUAUAUCAAAAUGUACCAAAUUCACUGUGAAAUUUGUAAAUAUUUUGCUUGAAGGAGGAUUUCGAAGAUCCUAAUUUAAAUGAACAUUGUAAUAAUAUAAUUUCUUAAAAUAAAUGAUAUUGUUAGCAAUG
Sebastes umbrosus (honeycomb rockfish) is the source of this 1584-nucleotide messenger RNA. RefSeq names its product FAM3 metabolism regulating signaling molecule C (gene fam3c). The record is from RefSeq and is a predicted model, not a curated record. NCBI's taxonomy places the organism in Eukaryota, Metazoa, Chordata, Actinopteri, Perciformes, Sebastidae. The transcript has 10 exons. Bases 241 to 924 code for a protein of 227 amino acids.